This is a messenger RNA of Eremomyces bilateralis CBS 781.70, 9355 nucleotides long. RefSeq lists its product as uncharacterized. Gene Ontology annotation, biological process: DNA repair. The transcript is spliced from 5 exons. The record is from RefSeq and is a predicted model, not a curated record. The coding region runs from base 128 to 8926 and encodes 2932 amino acids. Lineage: Eukaryota; Fungi; Ascomycota; Dothideomycetes; Eremomycetales; Eremomycetaceae. Gene Ontology annotation, molecular function: protein binding; protein serine/threonine kinase activity.
ACUACAUCGACAACAGACAUCAAAACGAACAAUUGGGGACUCCCUCCCCUUCUUCACAGUAGCACUGCAUUAAUUCGUGUUUCCACCUAAAAGCUUAGAAAGCUCCCAAGCUUCGGCAUAAUGCACAAUGAAGGAGAACGGCGCAAGUCUUUCGGACGCUGUAAAGUCCAUGCAGUCUUCCGUCCUCAAAAACCAAAAGGAAGGCGUUGCAGAACUUCGUCAAUGGUUUUCCAGAAUCCGGAAGGCACAACAAAUUGAGGAGAUCAAAAAGGAAGAAUGGAACGAUGCAUUCAAUGCCUUGUUCGAGCUCGUAUCUUCCGAUCGUUCACUUUGGCUGAAAGUCAGCAAGGCAACAUCCAAUUCUGCUGCUUUACGCCUAGGACCAAUUGGCGUUGCUUUGCGGGAAAUCAUUGAAGGGGGCGUUCAUUGUCUUAAUACCAAGUUGCUGAUGUCAAUUCUCGAUCACAUCAUCCAGACGCUCCGAGUGGGAGACGACGGGUUUUGCGAACCCCUUGGACUUGAUUAUCUGAAGUGUGUCAGGACGAUAUUCGAAUAUCAGCCUCAUGUCGAGCACCUCCGAGCCAACCAGUGGCUAAAAAUCAUGGACUUCUGCUUGGACAGUUGCCAGCGACUCCGAAGCAUCAUCUCAGGGGCAUCUUUCAGUCUACGAAGCAAUGGCUCCAACUCCUUUUUGGUUUCUCCCGCAUCACUCGAGGUUCGAGGUCAUACUCCAACUCGAGGCCGUACUCCAACUCAAGAGAUAAGCAAUCGGACUUCCCAGAAGUCUGAUCACGAUAAGCUUCUUGAGCUCGUAUACUGCAUGAAACUUCUUUUGAUGCCCGCCAAUGCUCCCACAUUGGAGAGGGCAGAAAAGUUAGCAUUCUGUCUCGUGGAACUCUUGAGAUCCUUUUCUCGUGGGACUCUCGAUAUUGUAACGUGCAUUAACAGCCUUCUGUUACGAGUGGCACCGGAGAGACAUGAUCUUACGAAAAAUCUUUUGAGCGAGCUUCUCGGGGCGUUCAAGCAGCAUUGGAGCAACAAAACUCCCAUGCUGAAGGAGCAAAUAUUAAUAUCUCUAACAAUCGGUCGUUUCCACUUGAAGUCUAUGCUACGCAACCAGAUGGAUCUGCCUGACCUAGAGUCCCUCCUGGCUUCCAUGAUCUCCGACUACCACUACAAAAAACCCGACAACCACUUGCGUCUCCACAAUGUUACGCUGCACCAUCGACAAACAACCCACAAGAAUCUGGAUGCGUUGAGUACCGCCACGUUCUCUCUGCGCACACUGAAUACCAAACAAAAGGGAUCUCGCGAGAAUGCUGUUGGCAUGGCCUGGGCAUUCCCGUACAUGAUUGCAUACUUUAUGACGGCAAUUGACACAAGCGUUCCUUCGAACCGUAGAGACGACAACAACAACGAAUUCGAUGGACCACGGAAAAGGGUGCGUCGUGCACCAUACUUUGAAGAGUUUCUUAGAGUCGCAAGCAAAUCCUCGCCCAAGGAGGAGAGGGUUCUUGCGCUUCAAGUGUUGGCAUUUAUGAUCCACCACGACGCCCUCUCUGAAAUCCGUCUCGCUGUUUUAGUCGAGUCUUUGACUGGAGUAAUUUCUGAUCAGAAUUCAACUGUGUCGGCAUGGGCUAUGGUUGUCCUUGCGGCUGCCAUUAUGCACCCCCAAUCCAAGGGUUAUGGAAUGAAAGAGACCUGGUUAAAAGUGUGGCAAGUCAGUUUCCGAGCACUUCCAUCGCCAUUGACUGGAAGGGCUGCCGCACAUCUUCUAGAUCUCAUGUUGAGAACCCAGAUUGUUUCUUAUGUCGAUAUCUCUGGGUCGAUCGAAGCAUGUCUCAAUGCGACAGAACUCUCGGGGCCGUCUGUGCUCUCGGAUGCAACUUUGUCCUUGUGGCAGAGCAUUCUACGCCUCAAAUCCUCCGAGAACCCCAAUACUGUCGAGCAGACGGCAGUCAGUAUUAUAAGCUGGAUCUUCAACAAGUGGCGAGCUACCACCUCCGACGACGGGCUCGCCUCGCCAUUGUCUCCAAUACGCUUCAUAGCUCAAGACAUCGCCCAGGCGCUCUACGCCUGCUCUAACCUCACCUGGUCUCCCAUCGUACCCGCACCGCUUGCUGUUCUGGACAGCGUGGGACAAGUCCUUACCGAGACGGAACAGGCCGAGGCUGUGUUUUCAUAUCUUCUCCUUCUCCCUCGUUCUCCAAAAUCACUUGACACAGUCCCACCAGCAAAAUCAGCCCAAUCGGGCGGCGCAGAACCCAUCGCUUCUCAACGUUCCUUCAAAAUCGAUGCACAUUUGCUUGAUCUUCUGUCCCAUGAAGCCGAUAGACUUCACGAUGUGUGGAGCAAGGAUUCUACGCAUACAAAUAAAGCCCCCACCGGACUCAGGCUAAUAUUAAUGUUCGGUAUCUUCGGAAGCACCUUAGUUUCGCAUCCUAACCCCCGCCUUGACAAACAGUACAGAUCUGUUUCUGCAAAAUUAUCCUCUCUCUUCGAUAUCAUAGCAGCACAGGUUCAAACCCGGUUCUGUCCACUAGAGUAUGUGGAUAUGGUCGUGCAAACAAUCGGAGAAUGCCUACCAGACGCAGAAACUCUUACAAGCCCCGUAGUUGAUACGAUACGACCUCCGGGUAUAUCACAUCUCUGCACCAGGCUUGCCAAUGCAUUCGAUGUUCGAAGAGAAAAACUUCCCUCCGUAUGGGUUGAAGAAGAUGCCCAGGAUUUUAUGGAUUGGGACACCGAAUUUGACUCUCAGAGAAGUACCGCCAAGCCUGUCAAGUCAUUGCUGGUUCCGGCUCGCGGCGAAACGGCCCAGCUUUUCGGCAUAUCGAGCGUACGUUCGUACGUGUCCUGCUUUGCAAAGCUAUUCUCGUGCGCCGCGGAUGAACCUACAGAAGACAACCGGGUUCCCACUAGCUUCAUUUCCUAUCUCGCAGACAUACCUCCGGACGAAAUCUGCAGUUGCCGCUUGUUCACAAGAUCUCUUUUCCGCAGUUCUAUCGCCGUCAGCGUGAAAGAUGCGGAGAUCCUUCUCCAGGCCGCAGGAUCAUUACUUCAGGACUAUGACAUGGAGAGGAGUGAAGCCGCCAUAUGUUUUGCCCUUGAAGUAUUCGACGGAUUUGUUGAGUAUUGGGCGGACACUCAAAACCCGGAUCUCUACGACUUGGGUGAGAGUAUCCAUGAAUGGAUCGUUUCAAAGGCCUUAAAGGCUAAGAUCGUGUCCGCGAAUGCUCAUUCAAUCAUUGCACGCCUACUAUUCCGCCUCAUGCAGUUUCAACCCGACAUGGGCCAGAAGCAAGGAUUGCCGUCCGUUCGGACGUCAGUUUUCAGUCUCCUGGAUGAGGCUGAGGUUCCAAUCAAAUUCCAGAUUGCCAAUCAAAUCGCAAGCAUGUUCAACUUGUUCACGUUGGCAAACCACGAAGCCAUAUUCGACGACAUACAAGCAAACCUGCCAUCCGACAAGGAUCACAUGGAAGGCAUUGCUAUGCGGCUGCUUGUGCUAUGCCAACUCGGCUCAUCAUGGCACACGCUUCUCCGUCGCUGUGUUUAUCAUAUUUUCGAAACAGCAGCGAUGGUCGACGGCUCCGACGGACAUGCAACGCAGUGCCUUGCAGACAUGUCUCGCAAUUUGAUGCUGGAGAGCCCGAAAGAGCUGUUUCGACUUUUCGCACCGCAAAUUCUAUUCGCAUGGAUGUCGGCUUCGCAUGAGCUAAGCGAGAUACCUCAUUCAUCCUUCGGAUACAACGGCUUAUGUGACUUGUUGCACGACGUUGAAGAUGAGGCCGUCGCACAGGCUUACCUACGAGCUCACCGUCCUUCUUUAGAACUUCUCCAAGCCUGCUGUAAACGCUCAGAAAAGGAGAUGUUGAUCAAGAACUUUGCGCGUUCCGCGGCCUAUACGAUCGCCCACGACACGGCACGAGGACUUAAAGGGCCGAAAAGCAUGGAGAAUCAGUUGAUGCUGGUCCUUGGCAAGUCGGAGUACCUGGGAAUGGUGCGGGAAUCCUUUCCACAAGUCCUUGGGCAUGUUCUAUGCCUUGUCCGGGACGAAAGUGAUAUACGGACGAUCCUUGCGAAGCAGAAGAAUAACGAAAGGGUAUACGGCGCCCUGAGCGAGAUGAUGGAGUUCAGUCACGCAGAGAGCGUCCUGGGGAUGGCGAUGCAACCGGACUUUCCAACUCAGUUCUUAAUGGAAGAAACCGAUCGAAUGUGCCGCCGUGGCUCACGAGACGCGAAAAGGAGUUGGUCCCCACAAACAUUCGUGGUUGUCCUCCGAAUGAUGUUGAACAAGUUACACAAAAGCUUGGGGCCGUUAUAUUUCGCUUCAAUGUUGCGACGCAUCAGACUAGCGAUCUGCUUUGCCGGAGAUUCUGCCUUACAUGGAUAUCCUUUGGAAAUGACCUUACAUGCUCUUCGGCCAUUUCUUGUGAAUGGGCAUUGUGCGGACGACGCAAUCGGGAUUGUGCAAUAUUUGUACGUCCACGGAGCACCUUCGCUUCGUACCAACUUAAGAUUCACGGCUGGAAUCGCCUUGACAACGCUCAUAGAAUUGCGGCAGUUCGCCGUAUCUAAGCAAGAUCAAACGACCCAGGAGAGCCAACACAAUAUCACCCAGACGAAAACGAAGAAAUUCAUCGAUUGGUACACAACAUAUCUUUCCGCACUCAACCACGGCGGCAACCAGAAUUCGGACCAAGGGCACUUUCAAUCCCUUGUUCGCUCGGCUUGUGAUGCAAGUGGCGUUGGCAACGCAAAAAGGGGCUCGGCCGAAAGUCGGCUCCUGCUGGCUGUGUUCGAAGACGAGCGAAGCGGCCUAUAUAUGCUCUCCGAGGCGGCACGAAAUCUGACCCUUCGACUCUUCACGCGCAACUUUGACCCACCGCCCCGUCAAAGCGAUGAUGCUCUAGGAUCGGAAGAGUUAGCAGCCAAUUACGCCGUCCAACUGUGGAAAUCGUCGAAAUUGGAAGGGGUUUCCGUCAAUUACCUCCAAUGGUGCGCGAGAGUCCUCGGUCGAGCCUAUUUUCUCAGGCUCGGUACUAGUCGCCUGCUUCAAACAAACUUUCACAAGCGGGAAACGCUUAAACUUCCCGCAACGACGGCGAUUGUCCAGAAACUGGGCUCUGUUCUGUAUAGUGACAAUCUUAACGAGGCAGGAGUGGCUGAAUGGACCCUACGAUCGAUUUUGAACUGUCUUUGGCUGUCCGCUACCGAACAAGAGUAUUGGCAAGAGGAUUUCGACGAGGAGAUUGUCAAAGCAUUGAUGGAUAGCGCACAUGAGAGCGUUAUGCUACCUCCGAACGCGUCAUUGCAUCCCCGUAUGCAAAGUCCCUCAUUGUUCGCAGACCGUGCCCAUGAUGUGUCGACUUGGUCGUGUGGACUCGCCUUGUCGCUGGUUCAGUCCACGGCCAAAACCAGCGUGCUUUCUGUGAUGCCGACCGCACUCCGUCGUAUCGAAGGUCUGUCCGAAGAACUGUUGCCAUCCCUUGCUUACCUCGUUUUACACCAGCAGCUAGAAUCCAGAAACAUAGCCAAGCAGCUUCUGUCCGAGGCAUUUGCAAUCCAAUUCGGCAUGGACCCUCCCAGCAAGCCAAUUUUGAAGAACCUUCUCCAUAUUCUUCUCUUUCUCCAGCGCCAACGCUAUCCACGCGAAUUGACGCAUAUGGACAGGGUGCGCUGGCUUGAUGUCAACUACCUCGAUGCAUCGAAAGCAGCAUCCCAGUGCGGAAUGUUCACCACAGCACUCAUGCUCGCGGAGCUUACUGUGAAGCCGCAACCCCGCGGGCGACGGUCUUCCAUGGGUGUUCCACCUGCAAUAUCGUCGGAAUUGCUUCUCGAAAUAUACAGGGGCGUAGACGAACCUGAUUCAUUCUAUGGUGUCCAGCAGGAGCCGGGAUUCUCUACCGUGAUUGAGCGGCUAGAUUACGAAGAGGAUGGGCUUAAACAUCUCAUGUUUCGUGGUGCCCGCCUGGACGCUCAUGUUAGGGAUAGGUCCCAUAUCGACCAGUCCGAUGGCGAAGGCGCGAUCAAAGCUCUAACUCAGAUGAAUCUUUUGACGUUCGCCCACGUACUACCGACGGCCGGCGUCUUCCAAAACCAGAAGCUGAAUCUCACGGACAGCGUCCUCAACACUGCUAGACGGCUCGAGGAGUGGAACGUGCGGGCACCUGAGUCUACGACAAAUGAGUCGUCGACACUGUAUAGGGUUCUUCAAGGCCUUCGCAACGCUCCCAAUGGAAGCUUCGUCAAACAGCAAAUUGACACGGCGUUCCUGACGACGCUGAACGCCUUGGAUUCUCUUGACUGGGACAUCUUGGCAAAUGGACAAUUAAGAGCACUGGCAACUUUGACUGAGAUCGACGAUCUGGCCUCCUGUAAGGGAAUAGAACAAUUCUCGGAAGUGCAACAGACCAUGGAGUCCCGAAAUGAGCUCCUGAAGGAUUUUAAGUUUCAAGAUGUGCAGGCCAUAAUGUCACGGCGUGAAACUAUCUUCAGCACCCUUCGAGAGAACGAACGAUUGCAUGACCAUUUCCACAUGUCGGGGCAGGCUCUCCAGAAACUCGAACUCGAUUCAUUGCUUGCUUCCGCGAAGGUCUCCAGGAGCCAUCAUGCUGUACAGGAAUCUCUCUCCACUGUGGCGUAUCUCAAUCAGAUUGCAAGACGAUACAACGCGUUGCAGCUCAAUUACCAAGCGGAUAUCGAGUACGAGACGGCCUUGGUUCUGUGGGACCAGGGAGAGCACCAAAGCUCGAUCCAGAUGCUCCAAAACCUAAACAACGGCACAACUGCUCGGAAGUCACAAGGUGCGGCAUCGAAUCGACCAAUUCUGCUUGCACGAUUGGCAUUCGAACUGGAUGAAGCACGGUUGGAGAAGCCGGACGACAUUAUCAGAGAGUACCUGCAACCAGCGAUUCACGGUUUGAGGCCACAUUCACAGGGAUCGGCCGCAGGUCAAGUCUACAAUCAAUUCGCCACUUUCUGUGACCGCCAGUUGCAGAGUGGAGAUCAUGCCGAACAAAUGGAUCGAAUCCAAAGGAUCAUCGACCGUCAGAAAGCAGAAAUUCAGGCAUAUCGCGAUCUCAUGAAGACCCCAAAGGUUGAGAAAGCAAAAAACGAAUACACCAGCAAAAUGGUAGCUGUCCGAAGAUGGACUGACAUUGAGACUCGUGAACUCAAAAGAAUCAAAGACAGCAGAGAAAAUCUUCUUGUACGGAGUCUUGAGAACUACCUCCUUGGGCUGACAGCAUGCGACGACUUCGACUUAAGUGUCCUCCGUUUCUUUGCACUCUGGCUCGAGUUUUGUGAGAUGGACCUCGCGAAUACUGCCGUUGGGAAACACUUAGACAAAGUCCCCUCGAGGAAAUUUGUGUUCCUCAUGAACCAAAUAGCCUCGAGACUGCAAACGGACCAAUCCAAAUUUCAGACGCUUCUGUCGGAUUUGGUCGUUCGGAUCUGCGUGGAUCAUCCCUUCCAUGCGAUGCAUCACAUCCAUUCUGGGACGAAGUUGGAGAAGAUAGGGAAGAGCGGACAACCUGGAGGGGCUGACGAAAUUCUACUGUCUAAGAUAAACGCAGCGAAACGCAUCGCAGCUCUCCUGAAAGGCAACAAACGGUCAAGUCGGACGUGGUCAAACAUCGAUCUCUCCGAUGCCGCAUAUCACGAGGCGUCCCAUCCCAUCUACGGGGAGCGUGGAGAAAAGCUGCAACCUGGCCGAGAACUGUCUCUGGACCGAUUUUCCGCGACAAAGAGGCUUAUAAAGACAGUCCCUGCCCUUGGUGUUCCUCCACCCAGCUUCAACGUCCUAGUUCGCAGCGAUUGUGACUAUUCCAGCGUUCCCGUUGUCGAGCGCUACAAGACCACGAUGAAAAUAGCCGGGGGGCUUAGUACGCCAAAGAUCAUCACCGCAGUGACAUCGGAUGGGAAUACUUUCAAAGAGCUGGUCAAAGGAGGCUCUGAUGACCUCAGACAAGAUGCGAUCAUGGAGCAAGUUUUUGAACACGUUAGCAGGCUCCUCGGUGACCAUUUCAAUACGCGUCGGCGAAAUCUCAAGAUUCGGACCUACAAAGUCCUCCCUCUCACUCCCCGCUCCGGGGUUAUUGAGUUCGUCAAAGAUACCAUCUCCCUAAACGAUUUCCUUGCGCCAGCGCAUGAACGGUAUUACCCCAAAGACAUAAAGGCUUCCGAAUGCCGGAAGCGGGUCCACGAGGCUACGGGCAGCGAUCCAAAAUCCAGGCUGAAAGCUUAUCAAGACGUAGCGGAUCGAUACCAUCCGGUUCUCCGACAUUUCUUCUUUGAAAAUUAUUCCGACCCGGAUGAGUGGUUCGAAAAGCGACUCGCCUACACCCGGACUACCGCUGCCAUAUCCAUACUUGGGCAUGUUUUAGGCCUAGGCGACCGUCAUCUUCAGAACAUUCUUCUCGACUCAAAGACGGGCGAGGUCGUCCAUAUCGACCUUGGAGUGGCAUUCGAGGCGGGACGUGUCCUGCCCAUUCCUGAAGUGGUUCCAUUCCGACUGACUCGGGACAUCGUAGAUGCGAUGGGCUAUACAAAGACCGAGGGCGUGUUCAGGCGUUGUUGCGAGUUUACGCUUGAUGCGCUUCGGGAGGAGAAAGGAAGUAUCAUGACACUUCUCAACGUGCUUCGCUAUGAUCCCCUGUACAGCUGGACGAUAUCGCCUUUGAAAGCCAAACGAGUGCAGGAUGAGGAAGAAGUCGAGGACCAAGUCGGCCCGCUGGGAGGGGUGACUGAGUCAUCGUCCAACAAACCGGACGAGGCCGGAGAGGCAAGUAGAGCUUUAUCUGCCGUCGAAAAGAAGCUCACCAAAGACUUGAGCGUUGCGGCGACUGUAAAUGAGCUAAUCCAGCAAGCGACGGAUGCACAGAACCUUGCCGUCUUAUUUGCCGGCUGGGCUCCAUAUGCAUAGUGGGAUUUAACUUUACGUUUCGUUCUUCGGCGAUCUUGGAGGCAGUAAUCAGUUAGAUACCCAUCAGCAUUGAAUCCUUCGGCUGUUUUCAGAAAUAUCGACUCAGUUGCAUGGACAUAGUAUGGCAAGUUGCCAUUUUCGCGAGAUACAUUGGGCGAAACGAGCCGCGGCAUCUAUUUCCCGACCCUCUCCAUUCAUUUAUUUUUGCUCAAUUCAUAGCGUAGCGGCUUCGGACUUCCUCACGGCAGCCUCAAUAUGUGACAGCGACACCCUACUUCUCGUCUCUCAAGAUGCCCCUCGCCCGUAGAUCGGCGACACGCUUCGCUUCCUUUCGCUUCCUUUGCCUUUCUCCAAGGCGCCAGAAGACGAUAUAUACAACCAGGCUAGUGAUUAGCAGACCUGGCACACCGAAAUUAGAUUAAGUCGGAU